AAGAUAAAUAAAGACAUUAAAAAAAAAAAUUUAGAAUUGGACCUGUGCAGCCAGCCUGGGCCAGUGAGAGGGUGAAGACCCAGAGGGGGGCACCUGUUGCUGAGCCCCCCUCUCUCCCCAACCCCAGCCCCAAGGACGGGGCCCUUGGUGGCGAGCCCCCCUGUACCUGCUCUGUGCGGCUCUGACUGGGCCGGCCCCUCCCCGCCCCCACCGCCUCCAGGAUUAGCUUUAUGGGUUGAGUAUUUCUUAGGCGGGCCUCCUUCCUCUGCCAGUCCCUGCUUAUCAGAGCAUCUACAACCCCCACCUCAACCUUAUCACUCAGUCCAUCUCCUUAGACUGGAAGUCCCAAGGCUUCAGAGGCCAUUACCAUCCCACACAGCCCCAACCCCCAGCAAAGCAGAAAGUUGCCCUACAAGGUGACCCCCCUCCCCUUUCCCAGCUGGCAUCUCCCUACCACCUGGGUGAGAGCAUGGUUCCUCCUGGUCUCUGGCAUCCCCUCUCCCUUUCCUUAUUUGUUUUCCUUUCAAUUCCCCUUCUAUAAAGGUCACUUUGUCCAUCCUUCAAUCUUGUAGUAAAAGAAGAGGGGAGUCCCCUGCUCCUGAAGACCCCCCAAGGUCCUGUGUCCCCCCAAGUCUCUCACAUCUGUACAGACCGAAGAUUCAGAAGAAAAAGCAAGUUAUGGCGGAUGAUUUGGAGCUAAUUUUCCAGCUUUAAAGCCAGUCUAGUUUUGUUACUAGCCGUGGGCCAUCACCCUCCCUCUCUGUGCUCUGCCCUUCUCUUUAGAAAAUUAGGAGAGCCCUCAGCCUAUUCCCAGGUACCGCAUCUGUCUCUCGGGUGACUCGAAUUCAGUAACAAGCAUUUCCAAUCAGAAGAGAAAUAGAAACCACCCUAUUAGAAAAUAACACAAAAGGUGAUGUGUCCUCAGUCCUGCCUCAUCAUUCCCGAAGAGAGUCCCCAGAUUUCUCUGUCCACCACCUCGGCUCAGCUCCUGCUGUUCCAGUUCUGGGGUCUCCCCUGACUGGGGCUCCACAAAGCUGGGAAGGAAGAGAAGUUUCACUGAGGACGUGGCCUGGAAGCCUCCGGGAGGCUGGCUGCAACGUUGAGAACAGAGACAACCACAAAGACCGCAACACAGACAAGCAGCGCUCAGGGCUUGGAGCCCAUCUGCGGAAGGAGAACCAAUAGUCACUGAACUCUUAUGCUCAGGCUUUACAGACACAUGAGACAGUACAAUUAUUGGCCCCAUUCUACAGUUUGGAAGACUAAGGCCUGGGAAGCUCACUUAACUGAUCUGUAAGGGGCCAAGAGCCAGAGUUCAAACCAGGACCUGCCUGAUUGUCAAGCUGGAGGGCUUUUACUUUUCUACUUUCCUGUAUCCCAGUAAGUGCUCACCUUGCAUGUGGGGCCCACAUUCUGGGCUUCAUCCUUGCUCCCCCUCUACAUCCCACAGUCUCCUAGCCUUCCCCUGUCUCCCCUGCAGCCCCAGCCCACUGCUGAGAAGGAAGUUCCCUCCUCCACCUCCCCUCCCAGCUCUAGAGCAGGUUCUGUGCCCGGGGGCUCUCUAGAGAGAGCUCCUCCCCUCCAGGUAAAGCCACAUUCUCCUGGCAGGGCCCCCAGUCACCUCACUGCAUACACACACACUCCACCCACAAACUGCACGCUGUAUCCACAAGUCACACUGGAGAUACACUCACUCUCAGUCCCAACCCCAAACAGACCCCGCCUCCUCCUCUGUGGACUCCUAGACCGGCUCCUUUUACCACAUUCCCUAACCUGCCAGUGCCUGAAAGAAGACGAUAUGGGGUCUCCUCCACCUAAGGCAGAGGGGCCCAGGGUCCAACUCCAGAAACUUCUGGCCUCCUGGCUGUUCAGAGAGCAGGACUGGGAUCAGCAUCUGGACGAGGCCCACAUGCUGCAACAGAAGAGGAUCCGAGAGUCUCCACUGCUUCAGGCAGCCAAGGAAAAUGACCUGUGUGCCCUCAAGAAACUUCUGCUGGACCGAAGCUGUGAUUUCCGACAGAGAGGAGCCUUGGGGGAGACCGCGCUGCAUAUAGCGGCCCUCUAUGACAAUCUCGAGGCCGCCGUGGUGCUGAUAGAGGCUGCCCCGGAGCUGGUCAAGGAGCCCACCUUGUGUGAGCCAUUUGUAGGUCAGACCGCCCUGCACAUAGCCAUUGUGAACCAGAACGUGAACUUGGUGAGAGCCCUGCUUGCCCACGGGGCCAGCGUGUCUGCGAGAGCCACAGGCACGGCGUUCCGCCACAGCCCCCGCAACCUCAUCUACUUUGGGGAGCACCCCUUGUCCUUUGCUGCCUGCGUGGGCAGUGAGGAGAUGGUGAGGCUGCUCAUUGAGCAUGGAGCUGACAUCCGGGCCCAGGACUCCCUGGGAAACACCGUGUUGCACAUCCUCGUCCUGCAGCCCAACAAGACCUUUGCCUGCCAGAUGUACAACCUGCUGCUGUCCUAUGAUGGGCGCAGGGACCACCUGCAGUCCCUGGACCUCGUGCCCAAUCACCAGGGUCUCACCCCCUUCAAGCUGGCCGGAGUGGAGGGCAACACCGUGAUGUUUCAGCACCUGAUGCAGAAGCGGAAGCACAUCCAGUGGACCUACGGGCCGCUGACCUCCACUCUCUACGACCUCACCGAGAUCGACUCCUGGGGGGAGGACAUGUCCUUUCUAGAGCUGGUGAUUUCCUCCAAGAAGCGAGAGGCUCGCCAGAUCCUGGACCAGACCCCAGUGAAAGAGCUGGUGAGCCUCAAGUGGAAGAGAUACGGACAGCGGUACUUUCACAUUCUGGGUGCCUUGUACAUGCUCUAUAUGAUCUGUUUCACCGCCUGCUGCAUCUACCGCCCCCUCAAGUUCCGCUUGGGCAACCGCACAGAUCCCCGGGACAACACAGUCCUCCAGCAGAAACUGCUGCAGGAGGCCUAUGUGACUCAGCAGGAUAAGAUCCGUCUGGUGGGGGAACUGGUGACCAUCACGGGGGCUGUGAUCAUCCUGCUCCUGGAGAUCCCGGACAUCUUCAGGGUUGGUGCUUCUCGCUAUUUUGGACAGACUAUCCUCGGGGGACCGUUCCAUGUCAUCAUCAUCACCUAUGCCUGCAUGGUGCUGGUGACCAUGGUGAUGCGGCUCUCCAACAUGAACGGGGAGAUGGUGCCCAUGUCCAUUGCCCUGGUGCUGGGUUGGUGCAGUGUUAUGUACUUCGCUCGAGGAUUCCAGAUGCUUGGUCCCUUCACCAUCAUGAUACAGAAGAUGAUUUUUGGAGACUUAAUGCGGUUCUGCUGGCUGAUGGCUGUGGUUAUUCUGGGAUUUGCCUCAGCGUUCUAUGUCAUUUUCCAGACAGAGGACCCAUCCAACCUGGGGGAAUUCUAUGACUAUCCCAUGGCACUGUUCAGCACCUUUGAGCUUUUCCUCACCGUCAUUGAUGGGCCUGCCAACUAUGAAGUGAACUUGCCCUUCAUGUUUGGCAUUGUCUACUUUGCCUUCACCAUCAUUGCCACGCUGCUCAUGCUCAACCUGUUCAUCGCCAUGAUGGGUGAUACACACUGGCGGGUGGCCCAUGAGCGGGAUGAGCUCUGGAGGGCCCAGGUGGUGGCCACCACAGUGAUGCUGGAGCGGAAGCUGCCUCGCUUCCUGUGGCCUCGCUCUGGGAUCUGCGGGUGCCAGUAUGGGCUGGGGGACCGCUGGUUCCUGCGAGUUGAGAACCACCAUGAUCAAAAUCCUUUGCGAGUGCUUCGCUACGUGGAAGCUUUCAAGGGCUCAGACAAGGAGGAUGGACAAGAGCAGCUUUCUGAGAAACAGCCCUCUGUUUCUGUGAUCGAAAGUGGGACCCCAGCCAGAGCCUCUCUGGCCCCUCCAACGCCUUCCCUAUCCCGGACCACAUCUCACAGCAGCAGCAGCCACCGGGGCUGGGAGAUCCUGCGUCGCAACACAUUAGGACACGUGAAUCUUGGGCUGGACCUUGGCGAGGGAGAUGGAGAGGAAAAUAUCUAUCAUUUAUGAUGAGGACCCCUGUUUCUAUAGGCCUGAAAAACAGGUGGGCCUAAAUGGAGGGAAGUAUCUGAUUGUUUUGCCUGUUAAUCAUGAGAGGGGAUAGGCAGAAUAAUUCUCAAAGGUCAUGUCUCAUCCUUCACAUCAGCAUUUCUGGAGAUGGGCAAUGGACGUCUGUUGUCCCACAUAUCUUCCGGUUUCCUGAAAGUCCCACAUCUUGAGAAAAGAAGGUGUCUCUUAGAGCAAAGUUGGAUUUAGCCAUCAAAGACAUGAACUAGGGAUGCUAGACUAACAUCUGGAUCAUCUUUCUUUCUGCCUCAUGCAGGCACUAAAAAGUAGUGAGCUGUGAAGCCUGCUUGGUUCCACAAGGCUUAAUGUGGGAAGAUCCAGGCAUGGCACUGAGUUUAUGGCCCUUCCCUUUUCCCCUGUAGGACUCUCUCUCACCCCACAACCAACCCCCAACUAGAAAACUGCAAUAAUAAAGGUUCUUUAUCCUUGCUUUAUUUUUCAGAAAUUUUAUUGUGGGAAGAUACACAUCACAUAAAUUUACUGUCUUAACCAUAUGUAGGUAUACAAUUCAGUGGCAUUAGGUACAUUUACACUGUUGCAUAAUGAUAACUACUAUUCAUCCACAGGAUGCUCUCAUCAUCUCAAACCAAAACUCUGGUACUCAUUAAACAUUAACUCCCCACUGUCCCCUCCACACAGUCCCUCAUAACCAAUAUUCCACUCCACGUCUAUGAAUUUGACUACUCUAGGUACCUCAUACAGGUGGAAUCAUUCAAUAUUAAUCCUAUUGUGUCUGGCUUAUUUCACUCAGCAUAAUAGUUUCAAGAUUCAUCUGUGUUGUAGCAGGCAUCAGAAUUUUAUUCCU
Molecule: messenger RNA, 4862 nt
Organism: Herpailurus yagouaroundi (jaguarundi)
Lineage: Eukaryota; Metazoa; Chordata; Mammalia; Carnivora; Felidae
Gene: TRPV5
Product: transient receptor potential cation channel subfamily V member 5
Exons: 15
Coding region: 1799-4000 (733 amino acids)
Biological process (GO): calcium ion import across plasma membrane
Cellular component (GO): plasma membrane
Molecular function (GO): protein binding; calcium channel activity
Source: RefSeq, a predicted model, not a curated record